Cavia porcellus (domestic guinea pig) is the source of this 3457-nucleotide messenger RNA. RefSeq names its product CD22 molecule (gene Cd22). Gene Ontology annotation, cellular component: early endosome; plasma membrane; extracellular exosome. The coding region runs from base 272 to 2842 and encodes 856 amino acids. The transcript has 16 exons. Gene Ontology annotation, biological process: regulation of B cell proliferation; B cell activation; negative regulation of B cell receptor signaling pathway. Gene Ontology annotation, molecular function: sialic acid binding; protein phosphatase binding; CD4 receptor binding. NCBI's taxonomy places the organism in Eukaryota, Metazoa, Chordata, Mammalia, Rodentia, Caviidae. The record is from RefSeq and is a predicted model, not a curated record.
AAGACACCAGAAAACAGAGACUGCCCAUGCUGGGUGGGCACACAGUCCUGCUCUAGAAUUGGCCCUCUCCAGCUCAUGGAAAGAUCUAAUCCUCCAAUCCUGCAGAGCUUUUGGUGGAUAAGGACAUUUCACAUGAAAAUCUGGCUUCUUUUUUCACUGAGAGCAGUGAAAGAUCAGACUGCAGAACCCCCGUUCCUACUCAGCAAUAGCUGUCUAAACUGAGACAGCCACCACCUUGAGACAAGCUGAGACUCCCGCCAGAAAGGACAACAUGCAUCUGCUUGGCUUCGGGCUCCUGCUGCUCCUGUGGCAAGAGUACCCAGUUUUCUGUGGCUCAUCAGGCUGGACAUUUAAACACCCCCAAACUAUCUACGCCUGGGAGGGAGCCUGCGUCUGGAUUCCCUGUACAUACAAAAAUCAAGAGGAACAAAUGCUCCUGGAUAAUUUCACGCUGUACCACAAUCCUGAAUAUGACAAAGACAUUAAAGAAUUCAAAGGGACUGUUUUAUAUAAGAAGACAGACAACAGUGAGAGCUUUUCUUAUCAGAACAGAGUGAAAAAGGCAGAAGAAAAUUGUACCCUGAGCAUCAACCCAGUGAAUAUUGAAGACAGUGGCAAGCUCGGAAUGAGGGUGACAUGGGGAGGAAAAAAAGAGAAAGGAGACCAAGAGAAAGCAGACAAAUGGAUGGAGGACCUAUACCUCAAUGUCUCCAAAACCCCUUUUCCACCUGAGCUCCAGCUCCUACCUUCAGAAAUAAAGGAGUCUGAGUUGGUUACUGCCACCUGCUUGCUGCAUUUUUCCUGUUUUGAGUAUGACAUCCAAUUGCAUUGGUCUUUGGAGGAGCUCGACUUAGCCUCUCCUACCAUUGAAAACUUCACCUCCCUUUCGACUGACAACAUCUUCACCAAGAGCAUGCUUAAGUUCAAGCCACUGUGGACUCACCAUGGGAAGACCCUGAGCUGCCGGGUCCUGCAUUCGUCCAAAGUGCUCUCUGAGAAAACGGUGCAACUGGAUGUGAAACACCGUCCGAAGUUGAAGAUUGAGGUCAAUCCCAGAGAAGCCAUUGUAAUGAAGGGGGACUUUGUGAACAUGACGUGCCAGGUCACCAGCAGCAACCCAGAGCACCGAUCUAUAUCCUGGCUCAAGAAUGGGAUCCCUAUGAAAGAGAAGCAGCCCACGCUAACUCUGCCCAAAGUGACCAAGGAGAAACAAGGGAUUUACUUCUGUCAGGCCUCCAACGCCGUGGGCCUGGGCAAGUCGGCAGAAGUGAAUCUCCAAGUGCUGUAUGCACCAGAACCUUCCACGGUUCAGAUCCACCCAUCACCUGCUAAGGAGGGAAAAUCAGUAGAGCUGAUUUGUGUAUCAUUGGCCAAUCCUCCUGCAAAAAAUUACACUUGGCAUCACAAUGGGGACAAAAUCCUGGAAGAGACAGAGGAGAAAUUUCAGAUCUCCAGCGUUUCCCUUGAGCAUGCUGGCCGUUAUUCCUGCUUGGCAGAAAACAUUUAUGGCCAUGGACAGAGUGGCCAGGGUGCUGAGCUGGAUGUCCAGUAUCCCCCCAAGAAGGUGACUGUGGUGAUUCAAAACUCCACACCCAUCCGAGAAGGAGACAAUGUGAAGCUGUUCUGUGAAUACCACUCCAGUAACCCGAAUGUUACCAGGUUUUAUUGGAGCCUUGGAAGCUCCUGGAAUCAGAUUUUCACCCAAGUGUGGUUUUACAAGGUUUCCUGGGACACUCCACCUAUCACCUGCAAAGCCUGUAACGAGUGGUGUUCAGAGUCGUCCUCCGUCAAUCUGGAUGUUCAGUAUGCCCCCAGAGAUGUGAAGGUCCUGCAGACCACACCCAGUUCAGAGAUUCGCGCUGGGAACCGGGUCGUCCUCCAAUGUGACUUCUCACAGAGCCGCCCCAAAGAAGUCCAGUUCUUCUGGAAGAAAAAUGGAAGUCUUCUGCAAGAAGGAAGAGAAUUGGUUUUCAACUCCAUAUCCCCAGAAGAUGCCGGGAAUUAUAGCUGUUCAAUCAAUAACUCCAUCGGAGAGACCAUGUCAGAGAUCCGGAGACUCCAAGUGCUGUAUGCACCCCGGAGGCUGCGCGUGUCUUUCACCCCAGGGGACAGAGUGAUGGAGGGGAGGAAGGCAGCCUUGACUUGUGAGAGUGAUGCCAACCCUCCUGUGGUACACUACACCUGGUUUGACUGGAAUAACCAAGACCUCCAGUACAAUGGCCGGACACUGAGGCUGGAGCCUCUGCAGAUCGAACACUCGGGCUCCUACAGGUGCCAGGUCUCCAACAGGCUGGGAACGGGCGAGUCGCCCCCCAGCACCCUCACCGUCUACUACAGCCCAGAGAGCCUUGGCAGACGAGCGGCCAUAGGGAUCGGGUCCUGCCUGGGCAUCGUCAUCCUGGCCAUUUGGGGAAUGAAGUUUCAACAACACAGGAAGAGGGCCAGGAGCCGGCAGGGGGCUCAGGAAAAUUCCAGUAGUCAAAGCUUCUUUGUGCAGAAUAAAAAGGUUAGAAGGGCACCUCUCUCGGAAGGCCCCCACUCCUUGGGAUGCUAUAAUCCAGUGAUAGAAGAUAGCAUUAGCUAUGCUGCCUUGCGCUUUCCCGAGAUGGAUGCACCGAGAACUGGAGACGCAGGGACCUCUGAAAUGCAAGGACCUCUCGCGAAUAACAAUGACACAGUCACAUACUCAGUGGUGCAGAAACGUCAUGUGGGUGACUACGAGAAUGUGGUACCAGAUCUGUCAGAAGACGAGGGGAUCCAUUACUCAGAGCUGGUGCAGUUUGGGGUUGGAGAGCGGUCCCGUGUGCAUGAAGACGUGGACUACGUGACCCUCAAACAAUGAUGCCGGAACUGACAGUGGUGAAAAUGCCUGGGCCAAAGGCACCACAGAGUCCCAGAGGGUCUCCAGCUGCUGCUGCUGAGUCACAGUGCCACCCUUGCCCCAGUCACUGGGGAGAACCUUGAGCCAGGGAAGUCCCAGAGCCAGACUUCCUUCUUAGUACUGGUAACCCCUCUCCACCAAAAAGCCUGUGCCUGUCUUUCUUCCUCUCUUUCUCAUCUAGAAAUUCACCUUCUGCUGCACAGCCCCCAGCCCCAGCCCCAGCCCCAGCCCCAGCCUCUGCCACCACCUACCCCUCCCAAUCCCUGCGCCAGCUUGCUGUGUUCCUUCUGGGCCCCACAUGUCACUAUGUUUUCUUCUUCCCUUUUCUUUUGACCCCUCCACCCCAACUCACUGACUUUUAAGCUCAAUUUCUGCCCCUUGGGGAAUACCAAGGAUGGACAGAAAUGAAGUAGAAAUAGGCACUGUCCCCAGCAAGCAAGGCUUCCACGGAGAGGAUGACACUGCAGUGGCCCUGCCCUCAGGUCCCAGGGGCUGAGCAGACGAACUGACCAGGACAUGCACCAUGGACAAAGAGCUGCAAAAUAAAAAUGGCACAGAUGCCACUUCUAAGAAUGA